UAUUUGACCAGGUCACAUGAUUCACAGUGGAGGAACCAACAACUGGGAAAGUUAUUAUAUUCUUUCUUUGCUUUUCUGUCGGUCUUCUACCAAAAUGUUACUCCUUCUUGUGGUUUCUUUACUGGUCAUCUGCAGCACAGCAGAGGAUAAAGAGAUCACCCUUCCCAGACUGACAGACAUCUCUGCAGCAGAAACCUUCAUCGAUUCGGCUGAAGUUGUCAUCAUCGGGUUCUUUGAGACUGAUGGACAGCUUGGAUUUAAUGAGUUUCUGGCUGCUGUUGAAGAGGUGAAGUCCCUUCCAGCCGCCCUGUGCAGUGAGAAGGAGGUGUGGGCUAAAUACAGCAUCGUAUCAGACACCAUCUCCGUCUUCAGGAAGGCAGAUUUGAAUCAGCAGAACCUAGAACCAGCAAAAGCGCAAAAUCUAGACAAGGACGGAGUUGUUCGUUUCUUCAUCAUUAACAACGUCCGCUAUAUCACAGAAUACAAUCAAGUGUCUGCUGUAGGUCUGUUUCAGUCCAAAGUGAAGGUGCACCUUGUACUCUUUGCCAACAGGGGGAGUGAUAAUUACAGUGAGCUGAAGGAGCAAGUCGGUUCUUUGGCUCCUCGCUACACCGGAAAGAUGCUGUUUGUGCUGAUAAAUGGGAAAGAUGAAGCCAACGCUCAAGCAAUAGAAUACUUCAAACUGAAAUCACGCGACCUUCCACGCGUGGGCCUCUAUGACGCCGAAUCAGACAAAACGUGGCUCAUGGGACCAGGCGAGAUCUCUGCUGAGCGUGUGCAGAACUUCUGUGACUCCUUCCUCAGUGGAGAGCUACAGAAGGAAAAGGAGACUGGAGAACCUGAGCUUAAGUCUGAACUCUGAAUGUCACCAAACACCUUUAUUAAAACUUUUUACAACACGUAA
Messenger RNA from Tachysurus vachellii, 904 nucleotides. Its product is annotated as endoplasmic reticulum resident protein 27. Gene Ontology annotation, biological process: response to endoplasmic reticulum stress; protein folding. The record is from RefSeq and is a predicted model, not a curated record. Bases 17 to 862 code for a protein of 281 amino acids. Gene Ontology annotation, cellular component: endoplasmic reticulum. NCBI's taxonomy places the organism in Eukaryota, Metazoa, Chordata, Actinopteri, Siluriformes, Bagridae. The transcript has 7 exons.